AAUCUGGAUCUGCUUUCUUGCCUGUCUUCCCAGAUCUGAAACAGAAUGAUGAACGAAGAAAAUCUUACCAUAAUAACAGAAUUUAUUCUGGUGGGUCUUUCAGGUGAUUCUCAUCUUCAGUUUUUGUUGUUCCUGAUAUUUUUAUGCAUUUACAUUAUCACUGUUCUUGUAAACACCACUGUAAUUAUUCUAUACAGGAUUAGCCCAAACCUCCACACCCCAAUGUAUUUUUAUCUUGCCAACUUCUCAUUUCUAGAAAUAUGUUACAUAACCUCCACCGUACCCAAGAUGUUAUCAACCUUUCUGUCAAAACACAAAACAAUCUCCUUCUCUGGAUGUGCAACACAGAUGUACUGCUUUCUUCUUUUGGGGGGCACAGAGUGCUACAUGCUUGCAGUCAUGGCUUAUGACAGAUACCACGCCAUAUGUCAUCCUCUGUUAUAUACCAUUAAUAUGAAUAGAAGAAUUUGCAUUCGGCUCAUAGGUGGGUCCUUGCUCGUUGGUGCGAUAAAUUCUCUUAUACACACUGUCCUAACAUUUACAUUGCCCUUUUGUCGAAAUACAGUCAAUCAUUUCUUUUGUGAUAUCCCCCCUCUGUUGAAACUUGCAUGCAUUGACACCUGGGUCAAUGAAACAGCCAUCUUUCUCAUAAGCGGCUGUGUUAUUGUCGGAUCAUUCAUAUUAACGAUGAUUUCGUACACACAUAUAAUUUCAACAAUUCUGAGAAUUCGUUCAACGUCCGGGAGAAAUAAAUCCUUCUCAACUUGCGCCUCUCAUUUUACAGUUGUUACUAUAUUUUAUGGUUCUGGCAUUUUUAUGUAUUUUAGACCAAAGUCAAGCUAUUCAAUGGAUCAAGACAGGAUGAUAGCUGUCAUGUAUACAAUUAUUGCCCCACUAUUAAACCCAUUUAUAUACAGUCUGAGAAACAGAGACGUGAAAAUAGCUGUCAAGAAGUUAAUGAUUAAAUUGAGCUCAAGUAAGACGUUGUAA
Molecule: messenger RNA, 990 nt
Organism: Pelobates fuscus (common spadefoot toad)
Lineage: Eukaryota; Metazoa; Chordata; Amphibia; Anura; Pelobatidae
Product: olfactory receptor 5AR1-like
Exons: 2
Coding region: 46-990 (314 amino acids)
Biological process (GO): G protein-coupled receptor signaling pathway
Cellular component (GO): membrane
Molecular function (GO): G protein-coupled receptor activity; odorant binding; olfactory receptor activity
Source: RefSeq, a predicted model, not a curated record